UCUUCCAUAAUCUCCUAUCUUUCUUUUUUUUUUUUUGGUUAAAGGUUGUACCCAUAAUCUCCUAUCCUUCCAUUUUGCUACUUGGUUUCUUGAGUUCAAGAGAGAUUUAAUCUCGCAACUCGAUUGGGGUUUUUGCUUUGGUUUCAGCGUUGUUUUGGGUUGGGGCGUUCACCUCGAAUCUGUAUUGCAACUAUUUUUGGCGAAUCUGCGACACGAUCUGUCUUGUCCUUUUUCCAGCUCAUUUCUUCUGGUUUAUCAUAUGUCCUUCGAUUCAUUUCAAUUGGGCGAGCUUUCAUCUCACAAAUUUCUCUUAUGAUGUGAAGAAUCGGGUUUUUUUCUCCGAAGCUGCAAUGGGUUCAUCUUUUUGGGGCAUAGCUUCUCGGGAAGCCAUGAAAGGCGGAGUUUUUCUUACCAAGCUCUGCUGCUUCCUUAAUGUCACCGUCAACUAUCUCGGCUUCGUCGCUUUUUCUUACGGUCCGAGCAUGAUCCCGACACUUCACCCUUCCGGCAAUGUCGUAUUGGCUGAGAGAAUCUCCGCUCGGUUCCGGAAGGUGGGUCGUGGAGACAUCGUUGUCGUACGGUCACCAGAAAACCCUAGAGUUGCUCCGACAAAGAGGGUGAUUGGUGUUGAAGGUGAUCUUAUAACUUAUGUGAUUGAUCCUGGAAAGAACGAUAAGUCUCAAUCCAUUGUGGUACCUAAAGGGCAUGUAUGGGUCCAAGGUGACUAUACUUGUAACUCGAAGGACUCGAGAACGUUUGGCCCCGUCCCUUACGCCCUUAUUCAAGGCCGAGUUCUUUUGCGGGUUUGGCCAUUCCGAGAUUUUGGACCGCUCGGACCAUCCCCGCCUUGACAAAUUAUGCAUUUGUUAUCGACGUAACGAAGUUAAUGAAAGAUUUCGGAUCAAAGUUCGGUGAAUUUUCGGAUUAUCAAAAACAAAAAAAUUAUACAUCUGGAAUCUCUAUGAAUAUAUUGGUUCGGAUGUCAUGCCGGUUGGGUUUGACACUGUAUUUGUACCCUUUUUAAUAACCGAAUUUAUCAAUGCCGGUUUGUCAAUGAUUUUAACGGAAAUUCCGGUUUAACCAAGGUCGGUUUGUUUCCCCUUGCCACAAUUUGUCAUUUGUAUGUAGUUUUACAGAAAUGGGCUUCA
Molecule: messenger RNA, 1148 nt
Organism: Tarenaya hassleriana
Lineage: Eukaryota; Viridiplantae; Streptophyta; Magnoliopsida; Brassicales; Cleomaceae
Product: mitochondrial inner membrane protease subunit 1
Exons: 6
Coding region: 351-851 (166 amino acids)
Cellular component (GO): membrane; mitochondrial inner membrane peptidase complex
Molecular function (GO): serine-type endopeptidase activity
Source: RefSeq, a predicted model, not a curated record